AUGCCUAUGAUCUCUGAUGGUUUUUACAAGAAUUUGUUGAUCAAUAGAGUUCGACAUUCUACAAGAGUACCAAUACUGCCAAGAGUUCCGGACCUAACUACACCACUAGUGACCAAAUUUGAAAAAUGGUCAGGUAAAAGGAGAAAGCUGUUCUUUCAAAAUGAGUCUCAGAUUCAUUCCUAUGGGAUUAAAGAUUUCGAACUAAGUAAUAACCUUUUUGCCCAACUCUUAUCAUCACCAAUGAGAUCUGAAAGAAAUUGUAAGACCAAGAUGCCCAAGGAAUUUCUAAUGCAGUUGAAAUUAAGUUCUACGCAAAACAAUGACUCUUCCAAAUCACUAGGAUUGGCUCCUGUGGUUCAGCAUUCAAAAUUGAAUAAAAACUCGUAUGUGGUAAACUCCAGAGAUAUACUUUCACAACAGAUUAGUUCCUCAACUAAGUGGGUCCCCAUAGCGGCUCUAACGUCGCAAAUGCGAUUCUUUCAAAUGCAAGAUGUGGCAAUUGAUAAAUCGAACUUCUUAAACAAAUAUGAGGAAAUGUUGAACUCUUUAUUACGAGAUCGUUUGAUCAGUGCAUCCGCUUCAAAGUUGGAACCACAAGAUGGAGAUGUGAUAGUUCGCUUCGAUAAAGAUGGAAACAGACCCAUUGAAAUUGGGCAAUGCAAGUCAAUUGGGAACAAGGAGGUCAAAGCCAUUUUAACCAAUCUAAAGUAUAUUGGUCCAACUUGGGAGCAAUUAAUUAACGAACAUAGAAAUCACGAAGAAGGUAUUGUUAUUAGGUUCUCUGAAAAUGAGGAGGCAGUAAAACUUCUCUACAAAAUGCUGGCAUAUCAUUACACUCAUUAA
Molecule: messenger RNA, 843 nt
Organism: Zygosaccharomyces rouxii
Lineage: Eukaryota; Fungi; Ascomycota; Saccharomycetes; Saccharomycetales; Saccharomycetaceae
Gene: RRG8
Product: Rrg8p
Exons: 1
Coding region: 1-843 (280 amino acids)
Source: RefSeq, a predicted model, not a curated record